CCGCGGCACUCUCUCUCUCUCUCGGUGGCUCUAGUCCAGCGCUGGAUAGCAUCGGCAUCCGGAAAUGAUGAAAACUGGAGUCUGGGGAGAAAAAAAGGAGAAGAAGGGGGUCCCUGUGAAAAGUGAAGAAGUGAGCUGGGAGUGUGAGUAUGGGAGCCGCGGCCACUCCUCCCCGGGCUGAUGCUGUCACAGCGGCGCGGCCGCUCCAGUAACUGAGUGGCGCCGCUCGGAGACCUCGCAACUUUAUAUUAAAUCCAAUAAAAAUCACCCUCGAGAAACACACACACGCACAAGGAACUGGAAUGGUUUCCAGGGCGGCUGCUUCAUGCUGCGGGCUCUAGUGUCUGAGCUCAGUGUUUAGCUGAUGUCCCAGGUGAAGGAGCCCACAGGGCCGGUAGGGCCACAACACGACCCUUGCACAGAAAACAACCUCUUGCUCCACACUGAUGACGCCAAUAAAGUUGAUGAGGAGAGAAAGGUUCCCAGGUGGGAGACGCCACCGCCAAGUAACUGGGCCGAGCAUCUGGAUGCUGCACAUCCGUCAACCCUGAUGAACAACACCACCGGCAACCUCAUCAGAACUCAGCCUCAACCCACCACAGGACUGGAACAGACUGAGGGAGAAACUGGCAAAUUGCAAAAUGGCCACACAAGCAUGAGUAAUGUAAAUGGAAUCCACAACAGCAUCACACAUGGGAUUUCGGACAACAAAAAGCUCUCUGCUGCAGUCUCUCAGAAAAUGCACAGAAAACUCCAGUCAAGCCUUUCAGUUACUAGUAAUACCAGCAAGAAAAGCAAAUUAAGUUCUACAAAUUCUCAGAAAGCACCAUCAGCACCAGAAGACGGUUGUGUACAUUGCAUUCUCGCCUGCCUAUUCUGCGAAUUUGUCACCUUUUGCAACAUUAUGCUGGGACAAGCUUCAUGCGGUAUCUGUACAUCUGAAAACACAUGCUGCUGCUGUGGACCAGAUGACUUUGGGGAUGACUGUAACUGCCCAUGUGACAUGGACUGUGGCAUAAUGGACGCCUGCUGUGAGUCCUCAGACUGCUUGGAAAUCUGUAUGGAAUGCUGUGGCAUUUGCUUUCCCUCGUAGCGUGAAUUUUAAAAACAAGGCUUUUUGAAAUAAAAACUGGAAAUAAUCGCUAUUCAUGAACACAAAGUACCAAUGUGCCUUGGUUAUUCUUAAUCAAAUGCAUUCAAGCUUUAGAAUUGGAAUUAAAAGCAAUUACUGUGGACAUUUACAUCAUCUCUGAACUAACGUGGACAAUCAAUUUGGCAAGUUUAUUUUUUAAAUGUACAGUAAAAUUCAGCAUUAAAGCUUGCAAAUUUAUUAGGCACAGAUGUUGCUAAUAAAUGUUAGAUGUUAUGUGUCCAUCAUUAAAUUAUGUACGGUUUAAAAACCAAAAGCAAUUCCUGCACGAACUUUUGUAUGUAUUAAUGUUGCGUAUUGUUGAAAUAAUUCGAUUACACACUUAAUGGGGUUUGCAAUCCAGGCUCGUAGCUUCCUGCCCUGAUUUUAGUCUUAAUUCAAAUUAGAGAAAUCAUUUCUGAUUCUACUAAAUUAUUAAUGAUAAUGCAUUCAUCUCAGUACGGUGUAUAAUCCUUGUGUUUAGUGCCUUGAUUUUUAAGAACAAAUUUAGCAAAAGCUUCCUUUUUGUUGUAUCAUACAACAGGAACAAUUGCUACAAGUCUUCAUCUCUAAUUAUUUUCCUGAAUUAAUUGUUUUAAAUUAUGUCUACUUAAGCAUACCUGCAUGGGGAAUUGGGAGGGUUUAUGAAUACACGCAUGUAUUUCAUUAAUUUAAGAUCUUAUGGGUUUUUUUCUGGAAACGUAUUGUGUAAAAUGGCAAUGAAUCAAAUAAAAUUGUAAAGCAAUACAA
Messenger RNA from Leucoraja erinaceus (little skate), 1879 nucleotides. It is a transcript of the gene mdfic, whose product is annotated as MyoD family inhibitor domain containing. The transcript has 5 exons. The record is from RefSeq and is a predicted model, not a curated record. Lineage: Eukaryota; Metazoa; Chordata; Chondrichthyes; Rajiformes; Rajidae. The coding region runs from base 365 to 1093 and encodes 242 amino acids.